UGUGUCGGCAAGCACCAAUAGUAGUGGAGGGCUCGUCACCACCACUCUACCCAGCACAGCACCACACCAGUACACCAGUACCACUCUACCAGCACCAGCACCAGUCCAGUACACGUCUGUCUGUUGCAGGGAUGGCCUCACUGUACUGGCGAGACUAGCACUUCACUACACACCAGUCUAACCUAACCUCCACAUCGUACUGUGGUACUGUGCAGUGUAAGUGUACGUUAGUGUUCGCGAUGAUGCUCCGUGUAUCACUCUUCCUCGCACUCGUUAUCGUGGCCGCAACCCCCGCAGAAUCCGAAAGACUCCCCCCUACAUGUCAAAGUGACAUAUACUGCUACGGAUCGUUACUACAUGUCGUUCAGAUGGCUUCAAUUUAUCACGACUCUAAAACCUUUGUCGACAUGAAGAUGAAAUACAAAUCCAACGAAACCAUAAGACUAUUUGAAGAGAUGAUGAAGAGGACAGACCAAAGGCCAACGAAGCUUGAUGUGGAGAUAUUUGUAAACGAAACCUUUGACCCGGCAGGAAGUGAGUUCGAGGAGUGGACACCAACAGACUGGAUACAAGAACCCAGGUUCCUAGAGAAGAUUCUGGACCCGGAUCUUCGCCACUGGGGCAGUCAAUUAAAUGUGCUCUGGACUAUUUUAGGCCGUAAGAUGAAAGACGAUGUACGAAUUAACCAUGACCAUUAUUCUAUUAUAUAUGUUCCUCACCCUGUGAUAGUGCCGGGAGGCCGAUUCAGAGAGUUUUACUACUGGGACUCUUAUUGGAUAGUCAGAGGACUUCUUCUGUCGGAGAUGUACCAAACUGUAAAGGGGAUGCUGUCCAAUUUUCUAUCAAUAGUUGACACUUACGGGUUUAUUCCUAAUGGAGGUAGGGUUUACUACGCGAUGAGAUCCCAACCUCCUCUUCUCAUCCCUAUGGUAAAAAGUUACGUUGAUGUUACACAUGAUUAUGACUUCCUCAAAGCAAAUAUUCAUAUUCUUGAGAAAGAAUUCCAAUUUUGGCUGAAUAAUCACACCAUUGAAGUGGAAAAAGAUGGGAGAAUGUACACUCUCGCCCGGUACAAAGAUGCUUCACAAGGUCCUAGACCAGAAUCUUACAGGGAAGAUAUUCUAAGUGCAGAAAUUUUCAAAUCAGACGAAGAGAAGGAGAGUUAUUACCGAGAGCUGAAGACGGCAGCUGAAUCCGGCUGGGACUUUAGCAGUAGAUGGUUCAUACUGAAUGGAACCAACAAAGGUAACCUGACAAACCUGAAGACAUCUUACAUCAUUCCUGUUGAUCUCAAUGCCAUUCUGUACUGGGACGCAGUCAUCAUGUCUGAAUUCUACAAGGAGCUUGGAGAUGCCGACAAAUCUAUGAAGUUCUCAACAAUCGCAGCCGAUUGGCUAGAAGCUGUCACACAAGUGCUUUGGCACGAGGAGAUCGGUGUUUGGUUAGAUUAUGACACGUUAAACCAUAUCAAAAGAGACUAUUUUUACCCCACAAACAUUUCACCCCUCUGGACGAUGUGUUACAAUCGGGAGAACACAAGUCAUUAUGUGUCAAAAGUGAUGAAGUAUUUAGAGAAAACACAGAUCAUGGUUAAUCUUGGGGGGAUUCCGACAACGCUAGAGCACACAGGAGAGCAAUGGGACUACCCCAAUGCUUGGCCUCCCCUGCAGUACAUCAUGAUCAUGGGCCUGGAACAGACCGGAGACUCCUGGGCACAAGACCUGGCCUUCGAGAUGACUGAGAAGUGGGUCCGUUCCAACUACAAGGCCUUCAAUGAGACUAAUGGCAUGUAUGAAAAGUACGAUGCAACAGUGCCGGGAGGUCACGGAGGUGGAGGGGAGUACGACGUCCAGGUGGGGUUCGGCUGGACCAACGGAGUGAUCAUGGAGCUGCUAGAGCGCUACGGCAGCAGACUGACAGCUGAGGAGAGGUUCACAGCCAUCAGUGCAGCCAGUAUAGAGGGGCCCGUGGACAGCGGGGCCAAUGUGUUAGGAGGGGUUGUCACUGCACUACUAGCCCUCGUAGCAACUCUAGCAGCAGGAUGUAUAGGGUGAGAUUUUUACUGUUGUAUAUUAAGAGUUUGUAAGAGUGAUCCGGUCGGUAGCUGAGAAGCAGGUCAGAUAUAAAAGUUAUGUUAAGUGGUUUUGUUUGUGUCCAGUUAAUUCAAGUGAGUAGUGAAAUCUCUCUUGUCCCAUCCAAUUUCUUCCUCGGUUUUAGUCCUUCAUAUACUGUAUGUAUAUUGUUAGUUACCACAACUUCUAGUCAAACGAGUUAUUUCUUUAAAAUUUUAUCGCUGAUUCGUUGAUAGUUAUCACUAUUUAUUUGUGGUAUUCAAAUCCUUUUUGGAUAUGAGUACAAACUUUGUUUGGUCAUUAAUCGGGGAAGUAAAAAAUAUUAAAACCUGUAACGAUGCAUAGUAUUGUUAGAAUUCGCUGAAUCAUUGGUUCUAAUACGAAGAGAUUGGAUGGAUGAAUGGAGUUUUUUACUAAAUCGAAUAGCUUAAUCUUCUGUUCUUAUUUAGUAAAAGAAAAUAGUAAGCCUUAUUUCUGUAUCAUGUCAGACCGACCCCAUUGCUACGUAAAUACACCUUUCAUUAAUCUUUUUUGUCAACCUUUGGAAAAUCAAAUAGGGAUUUGUUAAGUUUUGUUUGUAAAAUCUUAUUUUUAAAUUUACAAAUGUUCAAAUAAUGUGUCUACUGUAGUCUAGUCAUGAGACAGAAGUAUGGCUUGGCUUCCUAGCACAGGAGUGCAUUGAAUGAUACUAGUAUGUUGUGUGAUAAGUUGAUAAAGUCUUUCACUCGUUGUAAUGUUUAUGUAUUGUUAGUUAGCUUAUGCUGGCACACUCUUGCUAGUGAUAUUUUACCGUCUGUGAUAGCACUUAACACUGCGGUUCUCUCAUAGCUUCACAUUCCACUUGUAUUUUUUACACCUCCAACUUUUCUAUUUAUUUUUUAGAUACAAUUAUUCCUUGUAUUUUUUCAAAACAGUUACUCAUAAAAGCUAAUUUCAAAUUUAUCCUUCUCGCGAUUUCAUAUUUUAGUAAUUAAUAGAGUUUUAUAGUGAUAAAAAUGUGUUUAUUAAAGUGACUUUGUACACACCUGUACAAAUUUAGUUUUAAAGUUAUAAAUAUGUUAAAUUUUCACUAGUCAAGAAACUAUUCAAAGAUAAUGUAGUUAUUAUUUUGAUACAAAAAAAACAUGUUUCAGCCCUUAUUUACAUUACAUACAUUUCACCCUUUUUAUCUGGGCAAACACAGUUUGUGUGAAGUAUGAAUAUAAACUUUAAGUAUAAAACAAAUAUUUGUACCUGUCAGCAAGAUUUUUUCUAUUUAAAUAAAGGAAUAUUAAUUUUAAUGCAUUUUUACAAAACUAUAUUUGUUUUUAAACUAUCCAAGACUCAGGGUAUUCAUGUUUAUAGGACCCCCACCCCAAAGAAAAUAAUACUCGUUUUCCUUAUCAAAUAGUACUUUCUUUUUGCCUUUCAUUCAAGUGAUCCUCCUGAUUUGUUUUGAUAUCUCACACAUUUAUUUACACUUUACACACACAGAUCUUAGUUUGUUUCAAAGUAGGAGACAUUUUUUAUCAUCCUUCGAUUUUGGUUUAAAAAGUAAGGUUUUAUGAUACAUUUUCAAAAAGUGCAACAUUUAGCAAAGUUGAAUUCCGAAAAUGAUACCCAUCAAAAAGUUCUAAUUAUUGAAUAUUAAUCUUUUAGUACCUAUUAUCAAUAUUUUACUAAACUAUUAUCAAACAUUGGGCUUUAACAUUCUACUUCCUUUGCAAUAGGAAAUUACGGUUCAUGGCUAAUUAUUAUAAGAGUAGCACUUAUUGUCUUCUUCCAAAACAAUUACUUUGCAUGAUCUUUUUAGCUCUUGUAUAUUGAAUUUCACCCAUACUUCAUGCACCGCUUUUCAUAACUGCACUUAACCAAGGCUAUGUAAUAAUAAGUCAAUGACUACUUAAUUCAUUUGAUUUCAAGCACAUUAAAAUUAAGUUAAUUAGCGUAAAACAACUAAAGAAAUCUUUUUGAAUUAAUGCAGGGAUUUUAAGAAGCACAUGUCGCCUUUUUAAAAGCAUGCAUAACUCCCCCCCCCCCCCUACCAUCGCUUUACCAACUGCUCUUAACCAAGGUUGUAAGAAUAUGACCACUUUUCUUCAUUUAAAAAAUGCUAAAUUAUGUUCCUUUUACGUUGUUUAGCAUUGUUUAAAUGAAGAAAAGUGGUCAUGCAUAUGGAAAAGGAGGCAUUUCUCUGUUAUUAUUUAUCCAUUCUUAACAAAUAAGGUAUCAUUGAAAUCUACAUAAAAUUUACUAAAUCUUUUGUCUCUUGCAAUUUUUUUGUGAAGUUUACGGUUUUUGUGAAAUUUGGCAUCAAAUAUUUUAAAGUGCUGCCAUUUUGAAAAGGUUAUUGAUUUUUUAGUGUAAUUUUAAACAAAGAUAAGUCUUAAACAGUUUUGCAAAAUCUCAACCCUGUAUUCCAAACCGUUUAGGAGUUAAUGUUUUUGUAAAUACCGACAGUCGGUAAAUUAGGCACCGCAGACCCAUGUUCCUAUGGUGAAAUGUGUUUGUCUUGACUUAAGCAAUAACGCUACAUACAUGUGUCCAGAGGGUUACGGGACACCCUGUAUAUUAGUUUAUUUUUAUUUGGUUCAAAUAACUCGAUUUCUUCUGAGAUUCCGACUUGAGACUUGCCUAGUUGACUUCACUGCUGGGCGCUUGCAGUUACUGUAGAAUUGUUAACAUUACAUUCUUCAAUUGAACCCAUUACAUUGUGCUGGUCCAACCAUUCAGUGACUUUGAGUGCUUGAUGAUCUGAGGAUUGACUGAUAUAUAUGAUGAUUACAUAAAGAAAGCGUAUCCUGGAAAUCACAAAAUGAUGUAUGACCUUUUCUCAAUCCAUAAAGACCUUAAUUCAUAAUUCAUAAAGGGUGAGAGGGACUUGUCUUGAGUACAAUCAAACACAUAACAUGUGUACCCCUCAUAGCAAGAUCUGAUACCUUACCAAGAAACAAACGGAAGAAAACAGAAUUUAUGCCUAAUGAGGCAUGCUUCUAAUAAGGCGACAUGUGCUUAUUCAAAUUCCUGCAUUAAUUCAAAAAGAUAUUUUUAGUUGUUUUACUCAAUAUUUUGUCAUUCCUAAAAGAACAGUGUCAGACUUAGGUUUAUUUAUUUUGUAAGAAAUUAUGACAAUAUUGCAAUUGAAAAAUAAAUCUAAUAUUGUUUUAUUUAUAUACUAGUUUAAUUGUAUUCAGUUAUUUAUAAUUUAUUAUUUUUAGAUUUGAAUAUUACAUUUUACAAUUUAUGUGGCCCAAUAAUAGCUUUCAUAAAAUAUUUAACUAGUAUGUUAACAUCCAGUUGAUGGAGUGAGAUUUUCAGUGUGUUUUCUGUUUUGUAUGGCAAUUUAAGCGGCAAAGCUUCAACUGAGUACCUGAUGGUAACAUAGUUUAUUUAUCUAGACAUUUUAGUGUGAGUUGGGGUUUGUAGAUGUAUUUGAGCUAGCUAACUGUGUGGACUAGAAGUAGUUUUUGUGGUUUGAUAUCCAUGUGUUCUCUAAAUUUUACUCAGAAACAAAACAAUCCAGAAACAAUUUGAAUGUAAUUCAACCCAGUUUCAAUGUGUUGUUUUCACACUAUUUUAUUGAUAAUAAUUGAACACUAUAAUUCACCACUAUAACUAAGUCAAAUAAACAAAUAUUUGCACUUACAUAUUUAUUGUGUAAUUGCCUUGAUUUUCUAAUCUUACAAUGAUAAAAUUAUGUGUCAAAAUUUAAACUAACUCUUAAACUUGAACAGUUUCGGCAAAGCUUACUAGCAAUCGAUCAACUGUAAAAAGCAAUUCUACUACUCUUAAACAAACAAACCACUAAAAUCAUGUUAAAACUAUGAUUUAAAAGUUUGUUCUAAGUUAACUUCCACUGUAAAUUAAAGUACCCUCAUAUUGGAGGUUGCUUGGUCAGGUUAAAUGUUAAAUCUAGAUUGGGAUGACAAUUGUAUUGCGGAGUGAUUUUAGUUUUUGAUGCUUUCAUCAUGUUUCUGAACCUUAACCUAAUUUAAUAUGCAACAAAAACUGUCAUACUCUGGCAUUUUGUUUUUAUUUAUUAGCUUUACUGUCUUAGCUUUGAAUUAUUCUUAUAAUUUGUUUAGUCAAAGUCAGUAAAAUGUUGUAGUGAUGGAUGAAACAGAAAAUGACAACUAGCUAAGUUUUCCCAAACUGUAUAAUAACUUAAUUUUAAUGAAAUGCCAUAGAUUAGAAGUGUAUACUAGUUUGUAAAAUUGAGUUUUCCAUGUCUAUUGCACUACUUUAAUGCCAAAUUAUGAUGAAGAAUUGAUUUUAUUUCAUACAACGUUGAAUGGUGAGCAAAUUUUCUUUAAAAAAACUCAUAUUACGUCCCAAGCUCUUUUCAAAGUUUUGUAGCAGCUAUUAUAUUUCAAAUUUGAAUAAGUAAUAAUUUGUUGUACCCUACAGGAAACAAACUAAAAAUGUCUAUUUAUAUAUACCAAUAUAAAAAAGCCUAAAUCAACUAAAAACAUUUCAUGUGUUCCUAAACAUGCUUUUUUAUGAACGUGAGUGAUUUAUGAUAAAAAUUUAAAAUAAUAUUGAAAAUCUAAAUAUAGGCUACCUAGGUUCUAAAUAAUUGACUGUUCAAAAUAAAGUUUUUUGAAAGCCUAAAGUUAACUUAAAGGUUUCAAUUGUAUACCAGUAAAGCAUUAAUUACACUUUUUAUUUUUUUGUUAUUCACAGUUUAUUUUAGUGAACAAAAAACUUUAUUAUUAGCUCCUAAGUAUGUGGGUGUUGUGUUGUUAUGCAUGUUACAUAUUCAAAUUAAAUUUGUUAACAUAGAAGAUGACAAAAUGUACUUUGUUAUUUCUUACUAGUUGUCCUGUUCUUUACAAUACAGUAUUUAUUUGAUCUGUUUUUAGUUACGUUUGCUUGCCUGUUGUUGUCGCCCCAUGUUUUGUCAUUCAACACCCAAACCUUGCUAACAUCAAUUAUCAUUAGUUGUGUGUUUUUGUAUUCCAUCUUUUAAAUAUGUAAUAACUGUACAAAAUGGCCAUGAAAAUAUACAAGGAACCCAAUGUUGUGUUGUAGUUUUGAAUUAACCAAUUACUCUUCUAGUAAAAAACGUGUAGACACACUCAACUAUGAGUUUAAAGCAGAGCUAAGACACAGUUGAAAAUACAGAAGGCAGUUCUCAAAGCUGGAAUUUAACAGUUACAUGUACAACAUUCAUAUUACACAUUCAAAAGUAACCAAAAUGGUUAUGUCUAUGUCCUAAACCUUGUUAUGGAAUUACGAGUAACACUUGUAGAGCACAUAAACUUGUAACAAUGUUCGCAGUACUAAUUCUUAUUUCACAUCAAGUUUUUGUCACUGUU
Messenger RNA from Macrosteles quadrilineatus (aster leafhopper), 7369 nucleotides. RefSeq names its product trehalase. Bases 240 to 2054 code for a protein of 604 amino acids. NCBI's taxonomy places the organism in Eukaryota, Metazoa, Arthropoda, Insecta, Hemiptera, Cicadellidae. The transcript has 6 exons. Gene Ontology annotation, biological process: trehalose catabolic process. The record is from RefSeq and is a predicted model, not a curated record. Gene Ontology annotation, molecular function: alpha,alpha-trehalase activity.